Messenger RNA from Penicillium diatomitis, 1593 nucleotides. RefSeq names its product alpha-amylase. The annotation marks the transcript as partial. The transcript has 7 exons. Gene Ontology annotation, biological process: carbohydrate metabolic process. Lineage: Eukaryota; Fungi; Ascomycota; Eurotiomycetes; Eurotiales; Aspergillaceae. Gene Ontology annotation, molecular function: calcium ion binding; hydrolase activity, hydrolyzing O-glycosyl compounds. The record is from RefSeq and is a predicted model, not a curated record.
UGGUGUUUAUUCCCCUGUUUGAUAUGCACAGAAGCCGCAGAGAAUCUUGACCAGCUUCCCUCCUGGGACGCACCGGACGAGAACACGCUAAUUCUGCAGGCGUUCGAGUGGCACGUCCCCGCGGACCGGUGCCAUUGGAAGCGUUUAAAAGCGGCGCUGCCGGAUUUUAAAACCAUAGGCGUGGACCAGUUAUGGAUUCCCCCCGGCUGUAAGGGGAUGGACCCGUUGGGCAAUGGGUAUGAUAUCUACGACCUUUGGGAUCUGGGGGAGUUUGAUCAAAAGGGAGCCGUUGCGACCAAGUGGGGCACCCGACAGGAGCUGGAGGAUCUGAUAUGCGAGGCCGAAGCCUUGGAGAUCAAAAUCAUCUGGGACGCCGUGCUCAACCAUAAAGCCGGUGCUGAUUUCCCAGAGGCAUUUCCGGCUGUGGAAGUUGAUUCAAAGAGACGAGAUGUUGCAGUCGCUGCGCCAUUGGAGAUCGAAGGCUGGGUCGGCUUUGACUUCCAAGGGCGAGGAGAUGUGUACAGUGCGAUGAAAUAUCGCUGGCAGCAUUUCACCGGCGUCGAUUGGGACCAGAAGCGUGAGAAGCAAGCCAUUUACAAGGUUCACGCUCCGAACAAGGACUGGGCGACCGAUGUCUCUCCAGAACUGGGCAACUACGACUAUCUGAUGUUCGCCAAUCUGGAUCUUUCCGACCGUGAAGUUCGUGAUGAUUUAUUGAACUGGGGCACCUGGAUCACACAGACCUUGUCGCUUGGUGGGAUGAGGCUCGAUGCAGCCAAGCACUUUUCGGCCAAAUUUCAAAAAGACUUUGCGGACCACGUUCGCCGCACUGCGAAUCCAGAUCUUCUCGUGAUCGGAGAAUACUGGACGGGGGACGUCAAGGCCAUUGAAAAGUACUUGGACCAAUGUGAGAACACUGUCGUGGCUUAUGAUGUUCCCUUGGUGGAACGAUUCUCCAGGAUCUCGCAUAUCCGGCAAGCAGAUCUUCGUGGAAUUUUCCGAGAUACUCUGGUUCAGCGUCGACCAGACCAGGCUGUGACAAUCGUUUGCAACCAUGACACGCAACCAGGACAAAUGCUCGAGACCCCCGUCAAACCGGCUUUCAAAUUGCUGGCUUACGCAUUGACCCUUCUCCGCAAAGAUGGCCGUCCGUGUGUCUUCUACGGCGACAUUUACGGCAUUCUAGGUGGAAACAACGCGAGUCCGAUCGCGCCACCCUGCAAUGUACAAAUUCCCUUGUUGACUCGCGCUCGGAAAUUAUAUGCAUAUGGCGAGCAAGAGGAUUAUUUUGACCAACCAAAUUGCAUAGGAUUUGUUCGAUAUGGCAAUGCGCGUCACCGCUCCGGUCUCGCAUGCAUCAUCAGCAAUGCAGGUGCCUCGAAAAAGCGCAUGUUUGUCGGUCGGCCGAAAACAGGUCAAGAGUGGGUUGACAUUUUGGGGAAUCAACCGGGCUUAGUGAUCAUUGACAAAUGGGGUUAUGGAAUGUUCACGGUGGAUGGAAUGAGUGCCAGUGUCUGGGUCGAAUCAGCCGCCGUCGUCUCCGGUGGGAUGAACACCCGCGAAAAACUCAAUCUGAACUUUUAUGAAUACUGA